Arctia plantaginis is the source of this 795-nucleotide messenger RNA. The record is from the annotation of a GenBank genome assembly. NCBI's taxonomy places the organism in Eukaryota, Metazoa, Arthropoda, Insecta, Lepidoptera, Erebidae.
AUGGACGAUAGGAAAAAGAGGGCCAACAAGAGGCAGCAGGAGCUGCUGGUUGAGCGCCUCCAUAACAACCUAGAAGUGGCGAGAGGCAAUCAGGCAGAUCCAAAACUGUACAGCAGUGGCAGCAUGUUUGGAGUCCACGUACAACUGCCUGUCACUGAUCUUCUGCUGCGUUACGAAAAUCUUUCAUUUAGUUGUUUAAUAAUAAGCACAAAAUUAGACAUAAUGACUGCCAAGCUAUUAUCGCUGAUCCUUAUUCUUGCUACCGCGGUGUCGGCAGAAGAUGAACCGGCAAUUGCCAGGUUACUUGUGUCCAAGCAAGUACUGAACAAAUACUUGGUAGAAAAUUUGGACAUCUUGGUCAAAUACACUUUGUUCAAUGUCGGUACGGCGCCCGCUGUUGAUGUGAAGCUCGUUGAUAAUGGAUUCCAUCCUGAAGUGUUUGCUGUUGUUGGUGGUCAGCUAUCUGCACAGAUUGACAGGAUACCCCCUCAAACCAAUGUUUCUCAUGUCGUAACAGUGCGCUCUAACAGAUAUGGAUACUUCAAUUUCACUUCUGCUGAAGUAACCUACAAGGCCACCGAAGAUGCCGUUGAGGUCCAACAUGCAAUCAGCAGCUCCCCUGGAGAGGGUGCUAUUGUCGCAUUCAAGGAUUAUGACCGCAAGUUCUCCUCACAUAUCUUGGACUGGGCUGCUUUUGCCGUCAUGACCCUUCCGUCUCUGGCUAUCCCCUUCGGCCUCUGGUACUCCUCUAAGAGCAAAUAUGAGAAACUAUCUAAGCCUAAGAAGUCCCAUUAG